UUCGGUUCCCGAUAUCGAAGCCCAGGUGCACUUUAAAAGCCAGGGAAGCCGACCGGGAUACUUUUCUCUUCUCUCACACACACACCACGCUCUUUCGUCUCUUUUCAUCCUCAUGCCUCCAUUGCGCACCCGCGACCGCGACCUCCCUUCUAUGCAUUCGGUUUUCGUUCAAGCUGAGACUAUCCCCAUCAAUGCCACCAUAUACUAUCAACACGUUCCUCUGCCGUCUCUCGUCUUUCGUUACGAGCCUUAUGGGCAUGCUUAUGCCACUAGAAACCAUCCUUUAAUGACCACUACUCGUGAUGGUAAUAUUGAUUGGGAUGGCCGUGUCUUUUUCACUGUAGCCCUCCCUCAGCCCACGGAGGAAGAAAUGGCUCUCAAUGAGGCUCUUCAAGCAAACCCGGAGCCUGCGCCUGUUCCGCCUCCUCGUGGUCGCGUUAGGCGCCUGUCGAUCCUAGUCAUUGAGCUAGCCCUUGCUGUUACCCGUCGGCUUCGUAUCUCUCGUUUGGACUGAGCUCUGCCUCCUGUCUAGAAUGUUCGUUCUAAAAAAUUUCUUGCUCCUCGCUCAAAAAGAAAUUUCGGGGUCUGAGGCUGAAGCCAUACCUUAACACACAUUUUUCUUGGAUCUUAUGUCGUUGUCAAUGUAUCAUUACAUCUCGCCGUAGUUACUAGCUUUGCUAUCACUGUACAUCUAUCUCUCCAAUGCCCAUUCUAAAUUUUGCCAGUACUUAUAGACAGAUACGAGCAUGUAUAUGAAGCUGGCUUGCCAGGUUAACCACGCAUGCCCACUCAGAUAUUACCUCAUGUUUUUUGCACCCCAAUUCU
Guyanagaster necrorhizus is the source of this 825-nucleotide messenger RNA. RefSeq lists its product as uncharacterized. The transcript is spliced from 4 exons. The coding region runs from base 113 to 514 and encodes 133 amino acids. The record is from RefSeq and is a predicted model, not a curated record. Lineage: Eukaryota; Fungi; Basidiomycota; Agaricomycetes; Agaricales; Physalacriaceae.